ACCUCGGACUGGAACAGGCAAGUUGGGGGGUGGGGAAGGGACUCCAAAGGUCCCGAGAAUAAGUCGGUCGACUUCUGGAGAAAACGGCAAAACCCGUAAAUGUACUAUUACUUUAAAAAUAAAACUUAAUUCGGAAAUAUUUUACUGGCGUUCGACGGUUAUCACGACUUAGAUAGGUUGACGUACGUCAGUUUAGAAACGUGAGGCUACGGGUUUUAACGUCAGAAAGCUAGCUAAAGCGGCGUCAGAUUUUACUAGCUUAAUACACUUCUUGUCACAUUUGCCCAGUAAUAAAGAAUCGCCCAGCGCUCAGAAUGGCUUUUGACGGGCAUCAGACCAGUUUGACAAAUUCACUUUUCCAGACGUGCCAGCGUCAGACAGGUGUUAAUUGGGGUGGUAAAAGUGAUUGCAUGCCAGUCCCCUUCAUUCCCAGCCCAGUUACAUCAAGUUUGGACCCUUACUGGUCUCAGGAGUCUCAAGAUGAUCCGUAUGAAGUCAGUUACGCCCAGAGCUCCAUCAAAAACAGGAAACCCACUGAUGGCAACUGUGAUGGGGAGGCAGAUCUGCAGGGUCUUGUUUCAGAUAUUUUGGAUGAAGCAGAUGCACGGGAUAGCUUCUACAGUGAAAGCCUACCUACAUGCAACCCCAUCUGGUCUCCGAAGACAGUGAAAGAAGAGUUGUUACAGUAUUUUCAGCCAGAGCCCAAAACAUUCAACAACCCUUCCUUUAUUUCGAACCACUGGCCCCAUGAGACCUUCAGUAAAUCACAACAGUCAGUAGAUAAAGAAAUCAAUGAGCUGAGUCAGCUGUCCAGUGGUCUAUCUGGCAACCAGCAGCGGUCUUUUUAUUUACCAAAUGGAGGCAGUUAUUCCAUCCGUCCUCAAAAGCUGCCACCAGGUCUACCGUUGUCCAACAACGUACCUGCUGACCUAUCACAAAUGCAACAGUAUAAUCACAUCGGAAUGCCUCCUUAUCACAGCAGAGGGAAUGAAAUGCCUUUGAAAAACUUCCCUGUUCUCAGUGACAUCUUCAGACCUCAAAAUGAUGCAAAUGACUCGUGCCUUGAUGAUCUAUGUGAAGACCACUACAAUCAAAAGAGUGUUAAUCUGUUCUUUAAUGAGCGCUGUGUACCAGCAGACAUGAACCAACUAGUCAGCAGUUUUCGGUCAUUCAUGCCACCGGAUCGUGACAGCAGCUGUUGUCGAGACUUUCCAAGCAUGCAUAAGCCAGUUAUGGACAUGCUCAGAGAAGAAGAACUGGCUCAACAAGUUAGGAAAAUCUAUGAUCCUGCAGUCUCAACACAGAAUUUCCGUGCAACACAGACCCAAAAGCAGCUCUUUGGCCACUUGGAGCUGAUGCAGAAUGGGAGGAUUGGAGAAGUGAGGAAACAAAAAUUUAAACUUGAUGACUUCCAAGAUCCUUCUGAGUUCAACUCGGAGAGCAUGGAGUACUUCCAGAAACCAAAGGCAUUCUCAGCACAUCUGAGCAUCCCAAACCAACACCACAACCAGAUAAUGCACAGAGAGAACCAUCAUCCAAGCAUGAACCAGUAUUCAAAACAAUAUACCAGGCAGAGCCAGAAAAAGAUCAAGCCACAAAUGGAGAAAGAAAACAAGAAGAUGCAAGUGCCUGGAUUUACAGAAGAAGUCUUCACUAGAAGGCAAACCAAUACUAACAUGGUAGAGGGAGACAUACAACACUUCUCACAACAUCCAUACUUUGAUUUCCAGGGUAACAUGCAGGCCCACAGACGUGAUGGAGAAAACAUCAUGAUCAGUGCAGGGAAUGUACAGCAGUUCACACCUUUUCCACAUUUUCAAAAUGACCUCAGGAGAUACUUUAACAUGGCCGUAAACUCAAACCUCAGCUCUAGAUCUAUACUGCCCUGUGAAAACCGUGGUUAUCACUUGGAUAUGGGUGGUAUCGUGUCCACUAAUGAUGCUGCAGCAUUUAACUCCUUCAUCAGCGAUGUGAAGAACCACAGAGGAGAGAGCACCUAUCAUGGCAUGGCCUCAGCUGUGACAUCUUCUCUUGUGAUGAAUCAAGGAGGGCCUGCAUUCCAGCUACACUUCUAUCUUGAUGAGUGUUACGAGCAGUGGAAGAGUUUGGAGAUGGAAGGACAAAAGACAGAGGUCAUCCUUAAAAUAGCUUUCCCUGGGAAAAGGACUGCAAUUAUGACCCACACCAAUUCCCCUAAAACUCCAUCGAGACCCAGAAGAGUUGACUACCUUAUUGUUAAUCAGAUGAAGGAGCAAGCACAGGUGACAAGCCUUUUUGAUAGAAUGGAGUACCUCUGUGGCGUUCCCCUGCAUAGCAACAUCCACGCAGCGCUGAAAAUGCACCACAUGGCUGUUUGUAUCACCCAGACUCGAUGUAAGGAGGACAUUGGAAACAUGACAAAGCAGCAGCAGGGAAAUAAGUUCACUGAGGACAGAGAUCACCUGUUGAUGGUAAUGGCACUGAAGGACCUGACUGCUACCACCAAGAAGCUCCGAACAGCUCUGUGGUGUGCUCUCCAAACGACCAUGCCGAAACCUGUCAAGAUUCAGGACCACGAUGCGUAUGAGGAGGCCGCUUGCACAGAGAGGUGCUCCUCUCCUUUCCCGGGUUACUUUUUUUGCUUAUGAAUUAUCUAGAUACAAAUGGGAAAUAUCGAAUAAGGUGAUAGAAACAAACAUUUCUGCAGUAUUACUUACCUUCAAAUGAGUAAAUAACCAUUUAUGAGGAAAAGAAUGAUCACAACAAGCAGUUUGAACCUUGAAGAUAACUGAUUUUUCUGACAGCAUAAACAUUUUUUUGCUCAGGAGUUACAUGAAAUGUAAUUUAUAAUUUGCAGCGUCUUCAUUUGACUUAAUUAGUGUCCUCUCCAGAUCAACACAAUCUUGUACCAUCAGUUUUUUUAAAGACACUAUUUAUGCAGAAGAAUUUAGGGAAUUCUUCAUUUUACUUAUUUAUUGGGGUAUAAUAGAACCUCGGUUUUAUGUAUUACCCAGAAAUAACUGAAUCACAAGCGCAGUUGUUUAAACAUAAAUACUAAAUUGGUUUCAGUAAAAUCCCAAUCAAAUCCUUCAUAUUUCUUUUGUAACCAUAACAUUCUGUAAUUAGAAAUGUUUUUGUUUCAUCUGUAGUUUGAUUUAAAAUGAUUAGACGGUAUUAAGAGAAAACGUCAAUUUAAAUGCUUUAAUCACACUACUUAUUAGAAAAUGUGUGAAAAACAUCAGUGAAAUAAAGAGUUCUCAAAAUUGUUAUUUAAAGUUUAGUACAAAAGUUGAACCUUUUGAAAGUUUUUAAAAUUAAACUUGUAAUGUUCUAGUUUUUGAAGUGUUACAUCUUCUAAAAUCGUAAUAGUUAAAUGUUUAAGUGUAAAUUUUGAGAUCACAAUGUCAGCAAAUUGCUACGUGUGAAAGGUGUCUGUUUAACAUAUGUAUUUAAAUUUUUCGUAAAUUAGUUUUUUUUUUUCAUGUUAUCUGUUCUGUACAACUAAAUAAAAGAAAAAUAAACACA
This is a messenger RNA of Girardinichthys multiradiatus, 3504 nucleotides long. RefSeq lists its product as uncharacterized. The transcript has 8 exons. NCBI's taxonomy places the organism in Eukaryota, Metazoa, Chordata, Actinopteri, Cyprinodontiformes, Goodeidae. The coding region runs from base 315 to 2627 and encodes 770 amino acids. Gene Ontology annotation, cellular component: cytoplasm; nucleus. Gene Ontology annotation, biological process: male meiosis I; mRNA stabilization; meiotic cell cycle. The record is from RefSeq and is a predicted model, not a curated record.